GAUGGCGCUUGUUUCUCUCUACAGGAGCCGUAAAGGAGGGGCCUCCACUUAAAUUGACUGAGCCCCGCCCAAACAAGUCAUUCUCUUAAACAUAUCUAACGCACCUGUAUUAUCGUAGUUUGACUGCGCAUUAUUACUUACUCACUGGCGAGAGAGCAGAUCCGCGCAGGGAAAUCUGUUUACACUGGUAGUAAAGAGAGAGUUGCUCUCAUCUGAUCACAAUAAUCCACCCUCGCCCGGACAUCCAGGAAAACAACACUUUUGACAAAGCGAGGGAGGAAGAAUGGCGGAUCCGAGCUGCCCUGCUGCAGAGGUCGGGGCUGAAGACUCCGGCACCGCCGCCGCCACCGAGGCGGCCUCCCCGGCGGCCCCGCCGGCUGCAGCCGCGGGAGCCGAGCCCAGCCCCUGCGCCGAGCUGGUCCGGGGCCAGAUGUUUGAAGUGGGGCCCCGCUACACCAACCUCAGUUACAUCGGGGAGGGGGCGUACGGCAUGGUGUGUGCUGCUCACGACACUUGGACAAACCAGCGGGUAGCCAUCAAGAAAAUCAGCCCAUUUGAGCACCAGACGUACUGCCAGCGUACACUGAGGGAAAUCAAGAUCCUUCUGCGUUUCAACCAUGAGAACAUCAUUGGGAUCAAUGACGUGAUCAGGGCACAGCACAUUGACAACAUGAGGGAUGUCUACAUUGUGCAGACUCUGAUGGAGACUGACCUGUACAAGCUGCUGAAGACCCAGAAGCUAAGCAACGACCACGUGUGCUACUUCCUCUAUCAGAUCCUGCGAGGCCUCAAGUACAUUCACUCUGCCAAUGUGUUGCACCGUGACCUCAAGCCCUCCAACCUGCUUAUCAACACCACCUGCGACCUCAAAAUCUGUGACUUUGGCUUGGCACGGAUAGCUGAUCCCGACCAUGACCACACAGGAUUCCUGACUGAGUACGUGGCCACACGUUGGUACAGGGCUCCAGAAAUCAUGCUCAACUCAAAGGGCUACUCUAUGUCAAUUGACAUCUGGUCAGUGGGCUGCAUCCUGGCGGAGAUGUUGUCUAACAGGCCCAUCUUCCCUGGAAAACACUACUUGGACCAGCUCAACCACAUACUGAGCAUUCUCGGCUCUCCAACUGAGGAAGAUCUGAAAUGCAUCAUUAACGACAAGGCAAGGAACUACUUAAAGUCCCUGCCACCAAAAAAUAAGGUUCCCUGGGACUCGCUCUUUCCCAAGGCGGAUCCAAAAGCUCUGGAUCUGUUGGACCGGAUGUUGACCUUCAACCCACACAAGCGCAUCAGCGUCAUCGAGGCCCUGGCUCAUCCUUACCUGGAGCAGUACUAUGAUCCCUCAGAUGAGCCUGUAGCGCAGGAGCCCUUCACGUUCUCCAUGGAAGUGGAUGAUCUUCCGAAGGAACAGCUCAAGCAAAUGAUCUACGAGGAAACUGCUCAGUUCCAGAAAAACAUCCUGCCUCAGACGCAGACACAGACCUAACGAAUGAUGAAGCCACACAGAUGAUUGCGACAACAAGACCCCAAAUGAUAUGCUAAAACAAAGAAAGCCCUUCAAGAAACCAACAAAAAGCUUAAAGCGUAAAUAUGGACAUUUAACUGCUUGUCUUUCCAUUUCUGCUGCAGGAGACAGUGAAGUAUGAACUAGAUUUCUGUGGUCGAGUGAGGUGGUGGUGUCGUACUGUUUCUGUUCUGUCCAUGUUGGACUCUCCUCUCACCUCGAUUUUCUUUUAUUUUUUUGUGGUUUACUGCCCAAGCUUGUGGAAUUCUACGCGUCUCAGCUCUCCUUUCGGUGACCUCAUGUCAUAUGUACGUACUACUGUAUUAACCAACAUCAUAACUCUGUUUUGAUCCAUGUAAAUUAUGACUUGGAGACUGAAGGAUAAAAGAACGGGGUUGCUAAUAUAUAUGUAUACUUUUUUUUAUGUGCUUAUUGCAGUUCUCAGAGUCACACUUGUAUGUUUGGAGUUUAUAUUUGCAAGUCAGUCUUGAACACUUUAUUUUUGAAAACAAGCAUUCAAUAUUUAUUGUGGCAUGUUAACAGGUUUUCUUAACUGUUGUUCUAUUUUUUUAUUUAUUUUUUUGCUGAAAAAGUGUGUGGUCAUAUCGAUGCAUGCAUUCCUGAAAUCUACCAAAGUAGCAGAGGUGCAAGGAACUUAGCUGAGCUGGGGAUUUAUUUUCUUCUUCUGAUAUUUAGACCCUUAAACACACUUCUAAUGCAGAAUUUCUCUCUCGGGCAAAAACACUGUUAUAUCCAGGAGAUGCUACGGGAUUUGAACACACUGGGCUGCAGCGAAAACACAUACCCUUUGAGCUGCAUGUUUGUUCGGAUGUUGCAGCUGGGAUACCUAAGCCCAUUUUCCAGACAUGUCAUCGGAGUUGAUGCCUCGUCAGUUCGGCUGAUGUUUGUGUCACUGUGCAGCUUUAGCCAGGAUAUAGAACAAUGAGACUUGAAACAUUAGAAACUGAAUGACUGUCUGGCGGAUUUACUUGCAACACCAUGUUGUUUUUCUGAAAUUACAUCGCACUCUUGUUACAUCUUGUACUGUAGCAUUCUGGAAAAUGGGUAACCUGAACCUGAGAGCUUGCGUUCGUUUCUGCAGCCGUUUGACCCGGGAACUCCUACAACAUCAGGGAGUGUUUACGCGCGCUAAACUGACAAAACGGCCAAAUCUGAGGAAAUUUAUGGAGUGCAAGUUACAACAGAUGUGUUCAGACUAUGACAUCAAUCUGAUUUAUUAGGAGAACAGUUUUGCCUAAGUGAGAAAUGCCAGUGAGCAAAACCAUUGAGCUGGUUAAUUUAAAUGGGGAUUUAACCUGUUAAUGUCACACUUGUACAUUUUCUGCUACGAAAAGCAAAAAACUGUCCGUUUUUCACAGCAGAUCUCUUUGGCAAGUCCUGAGAGAACUUAACUUGUUACUGCACAGCUAAACGGUUAUUAAAAUUCAUCUGCGCUAGAUACUGGCAGAACGACAUCUUAAGAUUGCAAGAUUAAUAUUCAGAAAGUUAUACAGUGCAAAUGUCUGAGUCUACCCCUCUGGUCUGUCUGUGCUCCCUCUUUGCAUUUUUCUGGCUGCUGUUGACAUGUGUAUUGUCGAUUGUGGGUAAAGAUAGUGCUACAGUGGUGCUCAUGCUAUGUUGCUCAGGCCCGGUUCCUGGUGUUUCUAUACGUGUCAGCAUGCAUUUCCUGUCUGUUAAUGUUGGUUUAUAGAGUCUGCUCCCUGUUCUUUAAAACUGGAUGAUGUGACUAUGCUAGUUCCCACUUGGUGGAGCAUCACUCGUGGACCCAGUUCUGUCUAAACUAAUGUGUUGGUUUCUUUUGUACUCUAACCAGUUUAAAAAAAAAAAAAAAAAGUCUGCAAAAAUGGACCAAAACUGCACUGGAUCUCCGUACCUGUGGCAGGCCCGUGAUGCACUGGCCUCAUUUGUCUCGCUGUAAAAUCUCUGACUUGCCUCUUAUAUCUGGAGCUUCAGCUGCACCUGCCGGUGUUUUCUCAGCAGCACUCUGGGAUCGGUGUGAGGCUUUAUGGUGCAUGGACAUAUUUAUGCUUUUGUUUAUCCUCCGAACCUUUUGCCACGCUUUACUCAAAGGGCUUCCCCUUCUUAAUCCUCUCUUUUCUCGUCAUGCACCCUGUCCUUUUUUUUUUUUUUUUCCCCUCACUGACUGCACUGCCUCCUCUCUCUUUGCCCUUUCUCCGGCUCACCUGGAUAAUGGACAGUUACAAGAGCAGGAUCCCUGCUCCCAUCCUGUGACUCAAUCAGCACGUCUGCACUUUGUCUUUCCAGCCACGUGCCCUGCCCUCCCUCCCUUCCUAGAUGAGUCCCCCCCCCCCCAUAUCCUGCUUGUUUAGCUUUAAUUUUCUUGUGCUGCGUGCGUUAAGGUCGUGUGCAGAAGUGAUUCUGUUUCCCAGUGUUUGUUCGUCUACUCAUCAGAAACGUAAAGCCAAGACUCUUGUUCUGUCCGUGUGUUUGAUUUGGACGUGUUCAUUGCUUUCUUGGGCCUUCUCCCAACAGUUUAUCUUUGCUUUUAACCAGACCAGACGUCCUAGCUUUCUCUCUCUUUUUUAAAAAAUAAAAAAUGUUUCCCCCCCCUCCUCUUACUACCAGAGCAAAUAUCUUGCUGGGUAACCAUGGCAACAUACCAAGAGGAUCAUGUUCUGAAAUCCUGACACACUCACCCACACAUCCAGUGUUUCUGAGGGGUGUGUUUGUGUUGCAUGUAAACGUGCCCCGUCUACAUUCACACAGUAUUGACGAGUCUUAAGGGCCGCCUGUUUUUCAGAUGGGCCUUUCCAAAUGUGGUUUUGAAAUGGUUGUUCUUAUUAUUGAUAUUGUUACAAUGGUAUAAUGUUGUUUUGUUGUUCUUUUUUUUUUUUCUUUUUUUACAUAAAGGGAGUUCAAGUUGUAUUUUUUUUUUAUUAGUAUGUUUUUAAUUUGAUUUUUUUUUUCCUGUGGGUGACUGUUACUAUUAGUGUUUUCAGUCUUUCUGAAACAAACUUUUUUUUUUUUCUUGAAUUUCCCCGGCAAGAUCUUAUAAGGAACUAUUUUAAAAAUGACGUAAGGAUUGUCCAAGAGCGAUGAGUUAUUGAUGGUCACAGUCUGUUUUAUUCUAUGGGUAUUAUGAAUUAAAUGAUUAACAAAGACAGAAUUAUAUACAUAUAAUGAAAUAAAAUUUCCUGAUACUG
Cololabis saira (Pacific saury) is the source of this 4683-nucleotide messenger RNA. RefSeq names its product mitogen-activated protein kinase 3 (gene mapk3). NCBI's taxonomy places the organism in Eukaryota, Metazoa, Chordata, Actinopteri, Beloniformes, Belonidae. Gene Ontology annotation, biological process: protein phosphorylation; intracellular signal transduction. Bases 284 to 1480 code for a protein of 398 amino acids. Gene Ontology annotation, cellular component: cytoplasm; nucleus. The record is from RefSeq and is a predicted model, not a curated record. Gene Ontology annotation, molecular function: MAP kinase activity; ATP binding. The transcript has 10 exons.